This is a messenger RNA of Rhodotorula graminis WP1, 1803 nucleotides long. RefSeq lists its product as uncharacterized. Gene Ontology annotation, molecular function: protein binding. The transcript has 12 exons. The record is from RefSeq and is a predicted model, not a curated record. NCBI's taxonomy places the organism in Eukaryota, Fungi, Basidiomycota, Microbotryomycetes, Sporidiobolales, Sporidiobolaceae. Bases 1 to 1803 code for a protein of 600 amino acids.
AUGUCGGCGUCAUCAGCCGCAGCCGACACCGCCAGCUCUACCGCGCAGCUCCUCCGCCAGCAGGGCAACGUCGCGUUCGGCUCGUCGCGGUGGCUCGAGGCGGCCAACCUGUACACGCGCGCGAUCGAGGACCUGUCGCGAGGCGACGUGUCCGCGGCCUCGAGCAAGGAGGACCUCGCUGCCUUGUUCUCGAACCGGGCCGCGGCAAGGAUCAAGCUCUUCCAGCUCGACCUCGCGCUACUCGAUGCGGCCGCCGCCAAGCUCCUCAACCCGACAUGGAGCCGUCCGCUCGCGCGAGAAGCAGAAGCGCACCUCGUCCUGCAGGACCACUCGGCCGCCCGAGCUAGCUACACGGCUGCAGCCCGACUCGCCGAGGACGACGCGACCCGUACGCGCUUCACGACGAGCGCCACUUCGGCCGCCGCCUCUCUCGACGCCCAGGGCGCCUCGCUGUUCGGCGAGGCAGAAGCUGCCGUCACGUUCGCCGAGCGGUACGACAACUACGUCAAGGCGGGCGGCGACCCCGAGAAGGACGAGCUCGUGUCGGCGGCGACGGCCGUUUACGCGUGGACGACGGCGGCAAAAGCUCUCGAGCAGCUCGACGACAAGCUUGACGUCAAGGAAUCUGGCGAGGUCGAGGCGUCGUCGCCGAGCCCGGUCCUGGAUCUUGCAGACGCCAUCAUCACCGACGCUCGAGGGUUCCACGUGCCCAAGGGCAAGUCGCACGAGUUGCCGCUGUCGGAGAAGCUUCGUCUGCAGCUCGCGUGGGACGCUCGCGUUCUCGAGCUGGACCAGUACCUCAAGCCGGCGACGGUGCCGCGCGACGUCAUCGACUCGUUCGACGAGCAGGUCCAGCGAGAAGGGUGGCAGAAGCCCAAGAUCGCUCUGGCCCACCUGAUUCGCGGGUCCUUCGUCGCGGCGUACGUCAACCAGAUUCAGCUGCGAGCAGUCGAGGCGGCAUCGCAGUACCGCUUCGUCCUCGGCCUCUUGAGCGAGGGGCGAGCACGGUGGCAGGACGUCGCCGAGGAGGACAAGGGCUCCACGUUCCGGUUCACGUUCGAGCGCAAGGUCAAGAUGCAUCUGAUCGACACGCUCGUCGACGGCCACUUUCGGUCGUCGACCCCCGACGAGCGGGCGCGCUUCCCUCUGCUCGAGGUGCAGGGUCUCGCCGAGCAGCUCAUGGACGACUGCAACUCGGAGAAGGCGCCGCACGACCCGGUCUCGACUUUCGCGUUCCAGGUCCAGCCCGUCGUCUCGGCCGGCAAGGCGUUCGCGUACGCGUUGCGCACUCGUGCCGCCCUGCCCGAGCACCGCAUCGAGUUCGUGGCUGGGCACUGGAUCAACUGCGGCUUGAGCAAGGCCGCGGCGAGAAUGUACGCGACAGCAGGGCAGCUGUUGCCUCGUGACGACCCUGAGAAAGCGGUCAACCUCUUCAACUCGCUCGCCUUUGAUCUUCGAGGUGGUGGCGUCACGUUCGACCAGCUUUUCGCGCGAGCGACCGAGGCAGAAGCCGCUCUCGAGCCGCCCGAGGAGAUCUUCGGCCCCUCGCCGCGCCUGUUCGACUCGCGCCAACUCGUCCGACAUGCCUGUGCGUGCGCGCGCGACUCGCUGGUGGCGCACUUGCCCGCCCGCCUCUCGGCCUCCGCCUUUCAGCUGGUCAUCAAGCCGGUGCCGGCCGUCUUCCCCGACCGAUUGCCGACGGGUCGCGAGCGGUGGGAGGACUGCCUCGAGCCCGAGCUCCGGUGCGACUUGCCCGGCGACCUCGCCGUCGCAGAAUUCGUCGAGGCGAGCGGGCGCUCGUAG